AUGUCGAAGCCCUUUGAUCCCGAGCAGGCGCAGAACCUGGAUGAUAUGGAGAAGCAGUUCGCCGUCAAGGCCGUGGAACACCUGAUGACAUACUGGUCCAUCCUCGAAAAGGUUCCGGGAUCCCAGCUGCGCCUGACGAAAAUCGACGACGAGAUCUACGAGCACUUCAAGGAGGAAUUCCCCGACUUCGACCCCGCCGCAACGAUCAACGAAGAUGAGAUGAAGAGCAAGGAGGGCAAGGAGAAGUGGCGUAACUGGAUCAACCAGUAUGAGAAGAAGGUUCACGACUUCAACUUCGGAACAAUGCUGCGGGCAAACCCGAAGACCGAGUACGAGCAGGACAACACAAUUUUUGCGAUGCGGAUGCAGUUCUACGCUAUUGAGAUCGCAAGGAACCGCGCUGGUCUUAACGACUGGGUUUAUGAGCAGGCACAGGCACAGGCGAAGUCCAGUUCAUAA
Messenger RNA from Aspergillus mulundensis, 459 nucleotides. Its product is annotated as polysaccharide biosynthesis domain-containing protein. NCBI's taxonomy places the organism in Eukaryota, Fungi, Ascomycota, Eurotiomycetes, Eurotiales, Aspergillaceae. The record is from RefSeq and is a predicted model, not a curated record. Bases 1 to 459 code for a protein of 152 amino acids. The transcript has 5 exons. Gene Ontology annotation, cellular component: cytoplasm.